AUGAAGAUUCUGUCUAGUGUUUAUCUAUCUAUAUUAAUCCAUCAAUUACGUACAUUACUUAUCGUUGUUGCAAAAGAAACAUGUAGUGUGGCAAAAUUUGUUUGUUAUCAGUGCGAUUCACGUGUGGAUGAUUAUUGUGGUGAUCCAUUUAAAAUGCAUCAUGCUAAUCGAACAGUUGAAUGUGCUGAUUAUUGUGUGAAAUUUUUUCAUUUUGAUGGUACAUCAACAAAUGAUACAUUUAUACGACGUGGUUGUUUAAAUGAUUAUUUUCUUUAUCGUUUAUCAAAAAUAGAUGUUUGUUAUCGACAUGCAACUAGUACAAAUUUUAGUAUUGGAAGAUUUUGUAUGUGUGCAAAAGAAAUGUGUAAUCAAGGUUCAAUUGAAAAAAAUUCAUUAUAUUUUAUUAUUACAUUUCAAUUAUUUAUAUUUAUUAAAUUAAAAAGGAUAUUUUUCUAG
Molecule: messenger RNA, 456 nt
Organism: Rotaria sordida
Lineage: Eukaryota; Metazoa; Rotifera; Eurotatoria; Philodinida; Philodinidae
Source: the annotation of a GenBank genome assembly